UUGCUUAAAAUACAGAAUAGGCACUGUUCAGGUGAUCAAAAUUGCAGCAAUAAGCAAUCAGCAAAAAUCAUCGUCAUGCCCAGGAACGUUCGAUUUCGCUAAGAGAACGGCUGGUUGAUUGUAGACUUUUCCCUUUUUCAGGCUCUGAAGCUCAUCUUGUGCUGUGGUAGUCUUUGAUACUCGAAUUAUUUCAAAGCACGAACGUGCUUAUUGGCAUAUUUUCCUUUGUUUUUUUUUAGGGCGUAGCGCUACAAAUUCUAGGCGAAUAUGUCGUAUAUGAUGCAGCAUCUCCACAAUGGAUGGCAAGUCGACCAAGCCAUUCUCUCAGAAGAAGAUCGAGUUGUCGUGAUUCGAUUUGGACAUGAUUGGGAUCCGACGUGUAUGAAGAUGGACGAAGUACUCUACUCCAUCGCGGAAAAGGACCACUACAAUGUACUCGGUCUUAAACGGACUUGCUCCCUAGAUGAGGUUAAACAGGCUUACAAGAAAUUAGUGCUUCGGUAUCACCCGGAUCGCCGAAACGGAGACGAAGCGAAAUUUCACGCAAUUGAGCGGGCUUACAAGGUUCUUUCCGAUCCAAAAUCCCGCGAAAAUUACGACGUUCAACUGGACAAUUCUUCUCGGCUAGAUCAUCCUAUUUGGCAGGUAGUGACUUUAGACGAGCUCGAUUCAAAUGAGGGCCUAUAUACGUUCGAGUGUAGAUGUGGAGGAAUUAUGGAACUAAGUAGGCACCUGAGCAAUCAGUUACCUACGAUCAUUCAAUGCGAAGAUUGUUCGACUUACGUACGCGUUGAUCCCAGAUAAUACUAGUUUAUAUAUAUAAAUUCGUGUGUGCUAAUUAAAGUUUACAUACAUGUGCUUCGUCAUCGCUAACACUGUAUUUUCCAAAAAUGUAUCCAUUGAAAUGCGUGUAACACAAAAUGUACAAGCAAGCUUAAAUUAGAAUGUUUUUAUCAUUUUUUCAUAAAACUAGCAGAGUGCAAUAUGGAUUCAUAGGAAGCUUUGCAAAAUUCGUACGUACACUAAAAUAUGGAGACAUUAUUCUGUUCCUAAACAUUUAUCUAUGUAUUGUAUAGUACUAAUUAGACCUACAAUUUAUAUUAUUAUAUAUUAUUAUAAACCAAAUAUGAACUUAAUAGUAUGAAAAGUAGGUUCGUUGAGAUGUUGCGAAUAUUUCACAAAUAAAGUUUGUUAUAUUUAAGCC
Varroa destructor (honeybee mite) is the source of this 1204-nucleotide messenger RNA. It is a transcript of the gene Dim1, whose product is annotated as thioredoxin-like protein Dim1. Gene Ontology annotation, cellular component: spliceosomal complex; U4/U6 x U5 tri-snRNP complex; U5 snRNP. The record is from RefSeq and is a predicted model, not a curated record. Lineage: Eukaryota; Metazoa; Arthropoda; Arachnida; Mesostigmata; Varroidae. Gene Ontology annotation, biological process: mRNA splicing, via spliceosome; positive regulation of ATP-dependent activity. Gene Ontology annotation, molecular function: ferrous iron binding; ATPase activator activity.